AUGGGCAGCGGGUGGCGGCAGAUGAGUCGCCCAGCUGACCACCUAUGCCUGACCCAGGCCCCGGCCCCCAAGGGCCUGAUCAGCGGCCUUCCCACGACUUCCAAUGGCAAGUGCUUCCAGCUCUGGGCCCUAGGACUCUUUUGCAGUGAGCGCCAUGUGGCCAAGCGCCUUAAAAGCAACAGCUUGUACCCAUUCACGCAGCAGCAGCCCAAUGUCUUCGUGCUCGAGUACUAUCUGGACACGCUGUGGAAGGGGACGCUGCUCUUCGUCAUCUGUCUCUUCCUCGUCAGCUUCGACCUCAUGCGCCAGGUGCGACAGCAGGAGACCUGGGGCUUCGCUGCGUAUGGCGCGGGCGUGGGCCUGUGGAUCAUGAUCUCGUCGCUGCCACGGCGCCGCCUGGUGCUGAACCACACGCUCGGCAUGUACCACUUCUCCAUCCAGGGCCGCACAGUGUGUCAGGGCCCCGUGCACUUGGUCUACGUGCGCCUGGCGCUCAGCUCUGACGUGGGCGUCUCCUGUCCUGCAGGGAUCUGACCACCGCCGCUCCCCCAGCAAAUGGAAUUCCUGGGCCGGCACAUCGCCCGGAAGCUCAACAUUAACUACUUCGACUGCCUGGCAACGUCCUACCGGCACGUGGUCCGCCACUGGCCGCUGGGGGCCGCCUUCAGCCCGGGGGCCGCCUUCGGCCCGGGGGCCGCCUUCGGCCGGGGUGUGGCGCUGCGUAAGACCAGAGCCUGCGACAAGAGCUCUCAGUCGGACCUGGACGUGUGA
Molecule: messenger RNA, 771 nt
Organism: Miniopterus natalensis
Lineage: Eukaryota; Metazoa; Chordata; Mammalia; Chiroptera; Miniopteridae
Source: RefSeq, a predicted model, not a curated record